Guyanagaster necrorhizus is the source of this 1766-nucleotide messenger RNA. RefSeq lists its product as uncharacterized. Bases 122 to 1726 code for a protein of 534 amino acids. NCBI's taxonomy places the organism in Eukaryota, Fungi, Basidiomycota, Agaricomycetes, Agaricales, Physalacriaceae. The transcript has 6 exons. The record is from RefSeq and is a predicted model, not a curated record. Gene Ontology annotation, biological process: negative regulation of canonical NF-kappaB signal transduction.
CUUGGACCACCAUAUCUGUCAGAUGUAUGGCUGAAAUAAUUAUAACAACAGAUCCAAUGCUAUCCCACAUUUUACUUCCCUUCACCUACCCGCAUACAUUUCAGCGACACAAGUCGAAAUUAUGACUCAGAAACUCAGCCAAGAUCAUCUCGAGUCCUUGACUAGACAGGACCUCCAGAUUCUCGCAAAAGAACAUGGAAUUCGGGCUAAUCUGGGUACCAAAGUUAUCAUCAACAAGUUGUUGGCUGUAUUGCCCGCUACUGCAGACAUCGAACCAAAAGAACGUCCUGCCGAAUCCAAUGCGAAUAAGCGAAAGAGAGGUGGCGACGCGAAGACUCCACAACCCCCCAAAGCUUCAUCACGGACAAAGAGUGCCCCUGUAGUUGCCACGAACAAGAAGGGUCCUGCGCCUCCACCAAAACGUCGACGAGUGGCUGAGCCCGACAAAUCAGUGGCACGGCCCAUCCAAGCAGCGGCCCGGGACAAGAAAUCGCGCGCGCGACCCGUAGAUACUGCAGUCCACGUCGACGAAGACUCCCCCAACACCAUGCAGGUAAACGUGAGAGGACAACUCGGGCACCACGCAGAAAACAACAGCAAACGACACCAAGAGCUUGUUGAGCUGUUCAAGCUCAUCAAUGGAAUGCAGAAGAACGUGAUCAAUAUGCAACCUGAGCUGGCACACCACGCGCACGUCCGGGAGGUGGUUGAAGAAAUGCUGAUCGUCCCCAUGAAGGAAGACAGGACGUUGGUUGAUGGGAGUGCUUUUAUGGCCCCCGGGGCUGCGAAAAAGUGGAGAGAAUGGUUCCACGAGAAUAUCAGCUAUUCGGAGACUCGCACUCCAGAGGAGCAAGCCGCUCGUCGAGAACGCAAACGACAGAAGAAACAGCACAACCGCAAAGAGGCGACUACUGUUCACCCAGACGACGAUUGGAGCACCGACGACGACCCAGGUCCAUCAUCCUACAAACCCGACUACGAUGCAAUCCAGGCUGAACUGGAGGAGCAGCGAUUUCGCGAGAGAAUGUCCAUGGCGUUCGCCGACGAUGAACGGCUGGACUCGUUAGAGGCGCGGUUCAACGAUUUUGCACAUGUCCCAAAGAGAUGGGGCGGUGACUCUGCCAGGCCCCUGUACGACGACGACGGCGAUUUCAUGAAACUCGAUCCCAGGUACAUGGAUGAUGAGGAGUACGCAGAAUGGAUUCGGGCUGGGAUGUACAAGAAAACCCAUGCUCAGGAACACGAGGAAGCACGACGUCGCAAGGCAGAAAAGGCAGCCAGCCGUGCUCGAGAGAAGGCUGCAAAAGAAGAGAGUCGGCGCCUUGAGCGCCAGAUGGAGGAAGAGCGUCGGCAGAGGAGACGCGAUAGAGAUAUCUGGCGGCGGGAGCAUUCAAGGCAGGCAUACGAAUCUCGGUGGAAGGACCUCCUCUCCAUGCCUCCUGCCCAUCUCCACUUUGACGAUAUCCCCUGGCCCGUCGUUGUACCACGCUCGUCCGUGGCGGUCGAGGACCUUACUCCCGAAGCAGUGUCUCUUUUUCUUUUCUCAGAAGAGACGAAGAAGGAGAGGAAGGAUAAGCUCCGUGAAACGUACCUACGUUUCCAUCCCGACAAGUUUGAGAGCCGUUUGAUGAAGCUUGUCAAGCCUGGCGAGCAGGAGAAAGUCAGACUAGGCAUGGGCCAGGUCGUCCGGAUACUCAACGACCUGAUGAAGCAGGGGGAUGGGUAGAAUGUGUAUAAUUUAAAUAAUGAAUUAAGGCGUCUACGUU